Condylura cristata (star-nosed mole) is the source of this 579-nucleotide messenger RNA. Its product is annotated as putative sodium-coupled neutral amino acid transporter 10. The record is from RefSeq and is a predicted model, not a curated record. The annotation marks the transcript as partial. The transcript has a single exon. Lineage: Eukaryota; Metazoa; Chordata; Mammalia; Eulipotyphla; Talpidae.
AGGGAGCAGGACAGGCCGCGGGCCGGGCCCCCGGAGGCCGGGGAGGACACCCUUGGCAGGGGCCAGGCUCCUGCCCCCGGGGAGGACGCUGCCGCCCAACAGCCGGAACAGAGGCUGGACGCCGGGCCUGGGCCUGGGCCCGGACCCAGGCCAGCCGCCGCCGGGGCCCCGAAGCCAGACAACGCCAGACCCAACCGGGAGCUGAAGGUCCAGGGAGACACGGACCUGCGGCGGCGGCGGCGUGCCCUGGGCCCUCCUGCCAGUGGGGGCCUGGCCCCCGGGCAUGGGGUGCUCAUCAGCCUUGACCCACUGCCCGACGUGCGGGUCAGCGACCUGCGCAGCGCCCUGGAGACCCAGCUGCACCAGGCCGCGGGGGGCACUCUGCGGGUGGUGCCUGGCCGCCGGGUCAAGCAGGUGCCCGCCGCCCGGGAGGAGGCCUGAGUGUCCUGGGCCUCAGCUGGUUGGCAGGGAGCCCGCCGGGACUGCGUGGACUGGGCCUCGCAGCCCCAGCUUCUGCCAGCCGGCACCUGAGGCCCCGCCCUGCCUCCAGGGACCAAUAAACGCUUUCCUGCUCAGGUG